Messenger RNA from Penicillium cosmopolitanum, 3123 nucleotides. RefSeq names its product putative importin 11. Gene Ontology annotation, biological process: protein import into nucleus. Lineage: Eukaryota; Fungi; Ascomycota; Eurotiomycetes; Eurotiales; Aspergillaceae. Gene Ontology annotation, molecular function: small GTPase binding. The record is from RefSeq and is a predicted model, not a curated record. Gene Ontology annotation, cellular component: nuclear envelope; cytosol. The coding region runs from base 1 to 3123 and encodes 1040 amino acids. The transcript has 7 exons.
AUGGUCAAAACAGUCUCGAUCGAGGUACCUGGGGAGUCCAACCCAUUGAGCCUACAGAAUGUCGUGAACUCUUUGGUUUUGGCCGCAAGCUCGAGUCAGCAGCAGGUCCAGACAGGGACCAAGCAGCUGCAGAAUUGGGAGCGGAUCCCCGCAUACCAUGCCUUUCUCCAGGAUGUAUUUUUGGACCAUUCCGCCCCUAACGAAGUUCGAUAUCUCUCCAUCAUUCAACUAAAGAACGGAAUCGACAAGUACUGGCGCAGAACGGCGGCGAAGUAUGUUUCAGAACAACCGGAGGGCGAUGCCAACGCUGACUCGAACAACAGUGCAAUUGAGCCGGACGAAAAGCAGAAGAUCAAGACGAGAGCUCUGGAUGCUGGCAUUGUUGAGCCAUCCCGCCCGCUCGCUCUUCAGAAUGCGUUGAUGAUCGCCAAGAUCAUGCGUUAUGAGUUUCCGCAAGAUUGGCCUGAUGCGAUGAAUGCUAUCAUCAACUCCCUCCGUAACGGAUCCCAACCCGGCGCGAGUCCUCUCCAGCUUCCCCGAACUCUCCUCAUCCUCCUGCAAGUCAUCAAAGAGCUAUCAACUGCCCGAAUCCAGAGAACCCGAACCCACCUCGCAUCCGUUACACCUGAGAUAUUUCAAGUCGUGGGAAAAAUCUACAUGGACAAAGUGAAUCAAUGGGCAGGAAUUCUGGAGCACGGAGGAUCGGAUGAGGGGGCGCUUUUAGAGAUCACCAAACAGAGUCUCAUUUCCCUGAAGGUCCUUCGUCGCCUAAUGAUCUCGGGAUUUGAGCACCCCGGUCGCGAUCAAGACGUGCAACACUUUUGGGAGGUGACAAACGAGCAUCUGUCCAAAUUCUUGGCGUUUGUUGACCAUCCGGGUCGAUUGCCCGAGUCAGUUCAUACCAUGGUUGAGAAGCACGUCCUGCAACUAUCGAAACUCCACGUGGAGAUGGCAAGGAAUAAGCCUGCAUCCUUCGCUUUGUUCUCUAACUCAAUAGCUCUUGUCAAUGCCUACUGGGCGUUUGUUGUCAAGUUAAGCCCGAACUAUGUCAACCUUGGAUCUGAUGCUGAAGCUGACGGGCAGUCACUACCCGAAAAAACUGCCUUGCGGGCUCUCCUUUUGAUCCGGGCGUGUUCCAAGAUGGCCUUCAACCCAGCUCAAACUUUCAAAUACCAGACCCCGGAAGAUAAGGCAGAGCGAAAAGACUCCGUGGACAAAAUCAAGUCUCAGCUCUUCACCCAGGAGUUCGUGGUCAGCGUCAUGGAGCUCAUUGUUACUCACUUGUUCCGCCUCAGAAACGUCGAUUUCCAAGAAUGGGAAGAAGACCCGGAAUCCUGGGAGAAGCGGGAAGUGGAUGCCGACGCCUGGGAGUAUUCCGUCCACUCUUGCUCAGAGAAGCUCUUCCUUGACCUCGUCACUCAUUUCAAAGACUGGCUCAUUAGCCCUCUAUUGAACGUGUUCCAAUCAUUUGCCACUACCGAGAAUAAGAACGUUAUGCUGAAGGAAUCGUUGUAUUCUGCCAUCGGCUUGGCAGCUGCCAGUCUAGAACAACAUUUAGACAUCAAUGCGUUCCUCCAAAACACCAUGAUUCCCGAAGUCCAGAUCCAAGAGCAGGAAUAUCGACUUCUUAGAAGACGGAUAGCUCUAGUCCUUGGCCAAUGGGUUCCCAUCAAGUUCGCCGAUAUGAACAUGGAGUCUGUCUACCAGAUAUUUCAACACUUGCUCAACAAAGAUGAUCCCUUGAAUGACCUGGUCGUCCGCAUCACUGCAGGACGUCAGCUAUGCAACAUCCUUGAUACAUUCGAUUUCAAGGUUGAGACAUUCCUGCCGUUUGCCCAGCCAAUUCUCGCGAGUCUCAUGUCGCUCAUGCAGGAGGUCGAAUUAUCUGAUACGAAGAUGGCAUUGCUGGAAUCGGUGCGGGUCAUCGUCGUCAAAAUGGAACAACAUGUUGUGAUGCUAUCCGAUAGUAUUCUCUCUCCCCUCCCGCAGGAAUGGGAGAAGUCCGGCGAAGAACAUCUCUUGAAACAGGCGAUUCUCACUCUCCUCACAUCUCUCAUCCAUUCGAUGAACCAAGAAUCCGUGCGAUACCACCCGAUGAUUCUUCCUCUUAUACAAAGCUCCAUUGAUACAGGUUCUGAAACCUAUAUAUACCUAAUGGAUGAAGCAUUAGAGCUCUGGGCAGCCGUAAUGAUGCAAACGCCGUCGCCGCCUUCUCCCGAGAUUCUCUCGCUCUUCCCUGCCCUCUUUCCGAUCCUGGAAGAUGGCGCAGACAGCGUGGCUCAAGCUCUCGAAAUUGUGGAAUCCUACGUCCUGCUUUCACCGCAAACUCUCCUCAGCGACGACAUCCGCUCGAAGCUUUUAUACUGUCUUCAUGGCCUUCUCGAGCCCAUGACAAAACAGCGAUCUGGCGUUAUACCCCGUCUUGUCGAAAGACUUAUUCGUGGCGUGGAGACAGUUGACGGUGGAAGCGAGACCGCCUAUAAUGCUAUCGCCCAGUCUCUCCUCGAAACAAACAUGCUUCAAUCCCUCCUUAAAGGUCUAUACAGUGCCCACGAAGCUAGCCAGACCACUGGACCUAACAGGAAGAGGUCCGAUGUGGAUGGCAAGGUCGAAACGGAAUACUUCUCCGCUAUUGCUCGUCUUGCUCUCGCUAACCCUACGCUAUUUGCAUCCGCCGCAACGGCUGCUACCUACCAGGCCGAGGAGGAAUUAUUCACCUGGCUCCUUACAGAGUGGUUCUUCCACUACGACAAUAUCGCAUCCGCCAGCCAAAAGAAGCUCCACUUCUUACAAGACUAUCUCACCGUCUGGAACGCGAUUGUCGUUGAACUAGCGGAAGGCGGAACCGACGAGAACGCCGAUUACCUAGUCUGCUGGAACGCGCCCGCAGGUUCCGAGACAGCCCAGCCCGAAAGCUCGGGCGUCGAGAACGCCGAAGACCGUCGCCGCCGCGAAUGGAAUGACUCAGAUGCCACCCAUCGUUUCCCAAUCCGCGACUUCGUGCGCCACCGCCUGCAUGAGGUUAUUGCUGCCUGUGGUGGUGCGCAGCGGUUCCAGGAAGAGUGGCUGGUCAACGUUGAUUCGGAUGUGGUGUCGGCUUUUGGUGGGUUGGGCCUAAUUUGA